AUGUCGUCCAUCCUCCGCAGACUCCAGGGUGGAAACCUCGAAGUGUUCAAGUUCGGCGUAUAUAUCAUCUUCCCCAUCGGCUGGAUGUACUACUUCGGAACGAACCUCGACGACCGCUUCAACAUCACCGGCUUCUGGCCCAGCGCCGAACAAUCGCACAAGAUCCCGCUCGAGAAGGAAGAGAUUGACCGGGAGUUGGCGCGCAUGCGGACCGCGGACGCUCUCCGGCGCGAGAAGCGACAGCAGCGGGAGGCGUUGGAGGCGCAGGCCCAUGCUCAGUUCCAGGCUCAGGCUCAGGCUCAAGCUCAGGCGUCGGAUGCGCAGAGCUCGCAGUAG
Messenger RNA from Aspergillus campestris IBT 28561, 336 nucleotides. RefSeq lists its product as uncharacterized. The transcript is spliced from 2 exons. Lineage: Eukaryota; Fungi; Ascomycota; Eurotiomycetes; Eurotiales; Aspergillaceae. Gene Ontology annotation, cellular component: mitochondrial inner membrane; mitochondrion. The coding region runs from base 1 to 336 and encodes 111 amino acids. The record is from RefSeq and is a predicted model, not a curated record. Gene Ontology annotation, biological process: mitochondrial respiratory chain complex IV assembly.